Orbicella faveolata is the source of this 1673-nucleotide messenger RNA. RefSeq names its product homeobox protein orthopedia-like. Gene Ontology annotation, molecular function: DNA binding; DNA-binding transcription factor activity, RNA polymerase II-specific. Lineage: Eukaryota; Metazoa; Cnidaria; Anthozoa; Scleractinia; Merulinidae. The record is from RefSeq and is a predicted model, not a curated record. Gene Ontology annotation, biological process: regulation of DNA-templated transcription; neuron differentiation.
UGAUCCGGUGGUGACACCUGACAUAAUUUUAUUAGAAAAUAGCGCCACGGCGCGCUCUGAUUGGACGGCCGCGGCUAUAGAUAUUAAAUCCGAGGUAAUAAGCACUCUACAAAGAAGGCCGAAAGUUUGGCAGAAUCGCAGAAGAUUAGUAAUGGAGCCAUCGAACGACGCGCACGGUCCGGUCAGAGGGCCUGCCAUGGAUCACCGCGAAGAUCAUACAACAACUUCUUUGCUGGAAUUAGUGCCAAGUUUGGAGCACUCGAUCGUGGGAAUACUCAAUCACAACGGCGAGCUAAACGAUCAGGAUUCAGAUAGCACCAAGAACGGUUGCGUAGACGGCAAAAGCUCCCCAACCGAGCAUAGGAAGAUCGAUACUGUUUCUAUCGAUGAUGAAGAUAGAAAAGCUAGUGAUAGCCAAGGCGUCAAACAGAAGCGACAUCGCACUCGCUUCACACCAGCUCAGCUCAACGAGCUUGAGAGAUGCUUCGCUCGCACACACUAUCCAGACGUGUUCAUGCGAGAAGACCUUGCAGCGCGAAUUGGUCUCACCGAGUCGAGAGUUCAGGUAUGGUUCCAAAAUCGUCGCGCGAAAUGGAAGAAACGCAAGAAGACGGCUGCUAUUCUCCGUCCUCCCGCUCCGAUUCUUCCGUCUCAUAUGGCACAGGCAUACAACCCAAGCCCCAUAGGAGACUCCCUGUGUACCUUCCAUAACGAUCACCGAUGGCCCACCACAAUGGGCACAGCAAUGCCAACAAUGGCUCCAGUCACUACUCCAUCCCUACCACUCUCGCCUCCGCACCACCCAUUCGCGCAGACUGGACACGAGGUUCUUCCACAAUCAUACUCGCACCAGGCUUCCAUGCCUAGGUCACAUCUCAGCAUGUCCAUCCAACAACAAGCCAACCCACCAGCCCAGCAAACCUUUCAACAGCCAUUUGUCGGCACGAGGGAAAUGCCCAUUUCUUCUUCACCAUCUCUGCAAGAUAUACAAUGCAGUAUUCCCAAUGGUGGGGAGUUGUGGCGUGGGUCCAGUAUAGCGUCGUUAAGACGAAAAGCCCUCGAACAUAAGGCAGCGUUCACAUAUAGAUAAGUAGAGGACUCAGUAUCAUUGCUUCAAUAGUGAGACAGUUACUGUUACUAUGUGGAGGCGUAACAAGGGGCAAGGACGAACAGCGGACAUUUCAUGACAUUAUUAGUUCAAUAUACUUACAAUUAAGAAAUUUUUAAAUAUGAUAAAUUAGGGCAUUGCUUUCCUUCAGUUGAUGCUAUUAGAGGUUCACCUUGUUCAUACCCCACUGAAAUACGCCUAUUUUGUUUUACAGAAGCUAGACUUUUCUUCAUAGAAUCGUUCGCUUAAGAACCGACCUGAAUUAAAAUUCAGAACCUCCUUGUAAAUUUCUUGUUAAUACUUUUGAACUAAUGACACGAAUAUUGCAAACUCAAAAAUGCUCCAGCAGAAUUAUAUAGGAUACUUUAUCAAAACUUCAGAUACAUCUUUAUACAUAAAACUUGUUAACUCGGUACUGCAUACUAGUAUUAAAAACAUUGGACAUCGUAAUUCACAUUUACUUCUUUGAUAUAUGUCAGGUUUGUGUCAGAAUUCGGACAAAGCAAGAGUAUUGGUCAACAAUGUCAAAACUAUUCUCAAAAGUUACAAUCUUUGACUGCAAAAC